Molecule: messenger RNA, 5904 nt
Organism: Knipowitschia caucasica
Lineage: Eukaryota; Metazoa; Chordata; Actinopteri; Gobiiformes; Gobiidae
Source: the annotation of a GenBank genome assembly
AUGAGAACUGGAGCCAUGUGGUUUCUACUACUAUGGCUUAGUGCUGGAUUUGCACUCGCCGCAGGCGGUAAAUCGAUGCAAAAUAUGCCAAAUAACGUUAUUAUGGGAAAGCCAUUGCCAUUUACACAAUAUAUGGCAGGGACCACUACACCCAUCCCAAUUGUCAGAGGUGUCAAGGCUUCUCAUGACCAGCUCUGCAGCACUUGGGGAAAUCAUCAUUUUAAGACCUUUGAUGGAGAUUUCUUUCAGCUGCCACGUGCCUGCAAUUACAUCUUCACACAUCACUGUAAAGGCACUUACGAGACUUUUAACAUUCAGCUGGAGCGAAGGGGGAACCUCCAAGAGCCCAGUCUUCAUAGAGUCGAGAUGAAACUGGAUGGAGUUGAUGUUGAACUGUACAAAAACAACAUUAAGGUCAAUGAUCAGCCUGUAACAGUGCCAUACAAUUCUGACGGUGUUUCCAUCCAAAGAGAGCAGUCUUAUAUAAAGAUUAAGGCUGAACUGGGAUUGGUGGCCUUCUGGAAUGAAGAGGAUGCUUUCUGGGUUGAGUUAAAAGAUAAAUUUCGAAACCAAACUUGUGGAAUUUGUGGUGAUUACAACGGAGAACAACACUAUAAUGAGUUCAUAGAUGAAAUUGGGGAAACCAAGUCUCUUGAAAGCUUUGCAGAAGAAUGGAAAGUGGAUGGUCCAAAGGACCAAUGCAAAGAAAUCAAUUCUCCAGACAUGAAGCUUUGUGCCACCAAGGGUACCUUUUGUGAGGACAUCCUAACAAGCUUAUCCUUUAGCAUGUGUAAAGAUCUGGUUGAUGUUGACUCGUUCAUUGAUACCUGUAAAAAAGACCAAUGCCAUGAUAAGAACCACAACAGCAGCUCCCUGUGUGCGACUCUGUCAGAGUUCUCUCGACAGUGUGCCCAUAAUGGGGGUGAGCCUGGACGCUGGAGGAGGGCUUCCCAGUGCGAUUUUAAAUGUUCUUCAAACAUGGAGUAUAAAGAGUGUGGAAGUCCUUGUAAAAACACUUGUCGCAAUCCAGACAGAAGCGAAGUGUGCACCAAGCACUGCAUGGAUGGAUGUUUCUGUCCAUCAGGUACUGUCUGGGAUGACAUUUCCAAUACAGGCUGUAUUCCAGUCAGUUCCUGUCUCUGUGAACACAAAGGUGAGCCAAAGAGAUGGUACUCAGAUAAAUGUAUGGAAUGCACAUGCGUGAAUGCCAAAUGGGAAUGUGACAGCAAACAGUGUCCCGGGGUCUGCUCCAUUCUGGGCGGCUCUCACGUUUCCACAUUUGAUGAUAAAACAUAUAGAUUCCAUGGACAGUGCUCCUACACACUAUCCAAGGACACCAAUGGGACCUUCAGUAUUGUUGGUGAUCUUUACAAAUGUGGAAAUUUGGAUCACUCCACAUGUCUGUCCUCUGUGUCAGUGCAGAUGCCAAAAAGCUCGCUGACUAUUGAUGACAGUGGCAAGGUAUUUUCUAAUAAACAAACUACCACACUUCCCCUUAUACUGGAUGAGGUCACCGUGUUUCAGCCAUCCAACUUCUAUAUAAUAGCGGAAACCAUCUUUGGGAUCACUCUUGAAAUCCAAAUUGAACCAGUUAUGCAGAUCUACAUUAAAUCAUCACCAUCUAAUAAAGGAAAACUAAAGGGUCUUUGUGGCAACUUUAAUGAUAACAUUCGUGAUGACUUUGAAACCACAAAUGGACCUCGAGAAGAAAUAGCCGCCAUGUUUGCCAACGAAUGGAAGUUUGACCAAACCUGCAAAGACGUGAAUGCGCCACAGGGGAAUCCUUGUGAUUUGAGUAUGGACAGAGAGAGAUUUGCGAUUGAGAUGUGUGGAAAGCUGACAGAAAAAAAUAGCAUUUUUUCUGAAUGCCACCGAACAAUUGAUCCAGAAGUCUACAAACAUACUUGCAUCUAUGACACUUGUGCGUAUGAAAAAAGUGAGAAGGCUUUGUGUGCUGCCAUUUCCUCAUACGUAUACGACUGUGCCGCUGAAGGGAUCACUUUGGAAAACUGGAGGCAAGACGUCUGCCAAAACUACAGCUGCCCAGCAAACCUUGUCUAUGGAUACAAGAUGACGAGCUGCGGUCGUACCUGUCGCCACCUCAGUGAGCCUGACCCUGCGUGUCGGAUCAAAUUCACUCCCGUAGAUGGCUGUGGCUGCAGCGAGGGAACUUACCUGACGGACAAUGGUGACUGUGUGUCUGCCUCGGAAUGCCCAUGUUAUGUCGGAGAUAAAGUUUUGCACAAUGCACAAUAUGUAACAGUUCAAGGGAAAACAUGCAAAUGUAUCAAUGGAAAACUAAAAUGUAAAGAUCAAGGGGAGCAAGAAUGCCAACAUCCCAUGGAAUAUUUCAACUGCAGUGAGGCUGGCGCUGGAGCCCGAGGGGCUGAAUGUCAAAAGACAUGUCACUCUUCGGGAAACAUAUGCGAGAGUAGAUACUGUGUAUCAGGCUGUGUGUGUCCCCAUGGUCUGGUGUCUAAUGGAGAAGGAAAGUGCAUCGAGGAGGAAGACUGCCCUUGCACACACGGAGGCGUUACUUAUGAGCGUGGAGAUUCUAUAAAAAUUGAUUGUAACAGCUGCACCUGCCAGGGCCGAAACUGGGGGUGCACCAAGAAAGUUUGUGAUGGAACAUGCACUCGAUAUGGAGAAGGAAAUUACAUCACAUUUGACCAGAAGAGGUUCUUCUUCAGUGGAUCAUGUGAAUACACUUUGGCACAGGACUAUUGUGGGAAGGAUGAGAAUGGAACCUUCAGAGUUCUGAUCAGAAACCACCCAUGUGACACAGAGGGGGACUGCAUGACAAUCACAGUUUUUCUUGGGAACGACAAGAUUGUUUUUGAUGAAGAAAGUGUCAAAUUGCCUGAAUGGACAGGAAAAGGCAUACCAUAUAAGAUCCACACAGUUGGCCUCUAUCUCGUAAUGGAAGCAGAAACUGGUAUUGUGUUAAUGUGGAAUAGGGGAACAACGAUCAUGAUCAAAAUUAAAUCUACAUUCAAGGGAAAGGUCUGUGGCCUGUGUGGAAAUUAUGAUGACAACAUAAAAAAUGACUGGACCACCAGAUCAAAUGAACCAGUAGUGGAAGCAUUUGAGUUUGGAAAUAGUUGGAAAAAGUCUUCAACUUGUGGAGACGAGAAGCCUUCAAACAACUCUUGUGAUUUAUACUCACACCGGCAUGCAUGGGCCAAAAAACACUGCAGUAUUAUACUCAGCUCUACUUUCAAUGAAUGCCAUUCAAGGGUUGAACCACAAGAAUAUUAUGAUGCCUGUGAGAGGGACACGUGUGGGUGCAACACAGGAGGAGACUGUGACUGUUUCUGUUCUGCUGUUGCUGCUUAUGCUGCAGCAUGCAACAAGGCAGGAGUGUGUGUAAGAUGGAGAACCCCCACUAUAUGCCCUCUGUUUUGUGAUUACUACAACACUGAUGGACAUUGUGAAUGGCACUAUGAGCCUUGUGGAAAAUCUUGUUUGAGAACUUGCAAGAAUCCCUCUGGAAAGUGUUUCACUGAAAUCCCAACAUUAGAAGGCUGCUAUCCACAUUGCCCGGAAGAAAAAAUAUAUUUGGAUGAAGAUGACAUGAAGUGCAAGUCAGAGCAAGAAUGUGGCUGUUAUGAUGAGGAAGGCAACCAUUAUGAAGAUGGAGAUCCUAUGCCUCCACCACCUCCCUGGCAAAACUGUAUAUGUAGUUCAAUGGAAAGGGAAUGUAUUACCGAGGGAUGUGUCUGCGAGUAUAACAAUCAAGACUUCAAACCCGGUGAAUUCAUCAAGAAGGUCAACUCUCAAAAUGAAUGUUAUGACCUUUUUUGUACCAUGGCAUGCACUUUGAAGCAGGUUCCAUGUUUACGGGGAAACUGUUCAUAUCUGGAUCCACCACGAGAGAAUGGUGAAUCGUGGAUAUCUGAUUGUAUGAUUCACACAUGUAAGAAUGGUAAAACAAUAUCAGAACCUGUUCAAUGUCCGUCUGUCACAAAGCCAGCUUGUGCAAAUGGACGGCAAGCAACUAAAGUGUAUGAAAAUGGAGGCUGCUGUUACCAUUAUGAGUGCCCAUGUGUAUGUGCUGGAUGGGCAGAUAAAUCCUCCAAAUAUACAAAUAUAGUGAAAUUGAAUGGCAAACGGAUAUCCCCAACUUACUCCAAUGGUGACCUGAAUAUCAUGAGUACAUCUGUAGAACUGCGCCUGAGAAUCCCAGCGAUCCAUGCAGUUGUUGUUUUCAAAUCACUUCAGUUUAGUGUUGAACUUCCCUCUUCCCUGUUUCAUAAUAACACUGAAGGGCAGUGUGGCACAUGUGACAAUGACACCUCGAAUGAUUGCCGGUUACCGAAUGGCCAGCUUCGUCCCUGUCCGACGUCGGCACAUGAGUGGCGUGUCCCAGACAUUAAAAAGCCGUACUGCAAUCAUAAACCACCUCCAACCACAGUUCCUCCAACCACAGUUCCUCCAACCACACCUCCACCCGAUCCUCUCUGUGAUGUAAUAAUCAGCGAUGUCUUUAAGAAGUGCCAUGUCGCAAUCGAUCCAAAUCCCUUUUAUGACGCAUGUAAUUACGAUGUAUGGCACAAUACAACAGGAUGUGCUAGUCUUGAGGUGUAUGCCUCUCUAUGUGCCCAAGAGUCUAUUUGUGUGUCGUGGAGGAUUGCUACUGACGGAGUUUGUGACUAUAAUUGUCCUGCUGGCCAAAUCUAUAAGCCGUGUGGUUCAACAGUGGUUGAAACCUGCAAUGCAAGAUACAACGACCAAUACAUUUCAAAAUGUCGCGGUCAAUCAGUUGCUGACAAAGUUGAAUGUGAAUCCUUCAUGGAGGGAUGCUACUGCCCCGACGGGUUGACGAAGUUUAGUUCAGACUCCGACUACUGCGUGUCCUCCUGUUGCACCGGCCCUAAUGGAGAACCUAAAGAACUGGGUGAGACAUGGAAAAGUGGAUGUAGUGUGUGCAUCUGCGACAGUAACACUUUGUCGGUCCGCUGCAACACGCUGCCCUGUCCCACUCCACAGUACGUCCCCUGUGACAAAGAGGGACAAGUGCGGGUGAACUACACUGAGGACUGCUGUCAGAAGCAUAAAUGUGAAUGUGAUGUCAAACUUUGUGAUGACACCAAACCAGUGUGCAAGCCAGGAUUUGAGUUGAACAUAGAAACACCUAAAGACAGUUGCUGCUCUCAUUUCACUUGCGUUCCGAAAAAUGUCUGCGUUUUCAAUGACACUGAGUAUAAGCCUGGUGCGAGCUUCUCUAAUGAACAAUGUGAACACUGCAUCUGUACUGAAAGGAAAAACACAGAAUCAUCACUCAAUGAAUAUGAAUGUGCUGAGAUAUCCUGCCAAAAGAACUGCUCUGAGGGCUAUGUGUAUGAUGAACCCAAUCCAGGACAGUGCUGUGGCGAAUGUAAAAAGGAAAACUGUGUCGUGAAAUUAGAAGGGUCCAACACUACUGUUAUCAUAAAGCCUUCAACAUCUUGGUCUCCACCAGAUGACCCAUGCACCAAGUACCACUGUAAAGAAGAGAACGGAGAGUUGACGACCACAGAGAAACAGAUUGAGUGUCCGACAUUUGACCCAUCAAAGUGCAUUGCUGGAACUGAACAAACUGACGCUAAUGGCUGUUGCAGAACAUGCACAGAAAUAGUACCUGACUGUGGCAUAAGUAGGAAUCGAACUUACAUUGAGACUGGAGGCUGCAAAUCCAUUAAUACCGUGGAGCUAACGUCUUGUGAAGGAUCUUGUGGAAUCUCCUCUUCCAAGUACUCUGCAGCAAGCAACAUGAUGAUGCAUGAAUGCACCUGCUGUCAAGAACUUCAAACCAGGAAGAUUGAAGUGGAGCUGCGCUGCGCAGACAACAGCAUCAUGAAACACUCGUACAUUUCUGUGGAAAAGUGCGGCUGCCAUGUUGCUAAAUGUAAAGACAGCUCUUAG